Messenger RNA from Alnus glutinosa, 970 nucleotides. RefSeq names its product delta(3,5)-Delta(2,4)-dienoyl-CoA isomerase, peroxisomal. Lineage: Eukaryota; Viridiplantae; Streptophyta; Magnoliopsida; Fagales; Betulaceae. Gene Ontology annotation, molecular function: delta(3,5)-delta(2,4)-dienoyl-CoA isomerase activity. The transcript is spliced from 2 exons. The record is from RefSeq and is a predicted model, not a curated record. Bases 73 to 903 code for a protein of 276 amino acids. Gene Ontology annotation, cellular component: peroxisome.
UUCCCUCAUCUACUUCGAUUUUCUUUCAUUAUCCAAACAGCGAAUAAGCCGGUAAAGUAAAACACACGAACAAUGGAGAAAUUCAAAACCCUAGAAAUCGUUCAGAAGACACCGAACUCCGGCGUCUUCCACCUCUACCUGAACCGCCCGUCCCAUCGCAACGCUCUCUCCCGCGAUUUUUUCUCCGAAUUCCCCAACGCCCUCGCCGCCCUCGACCAGAACCCCGACGUCAAGGUCGUCGUCCUUUCCGGCGCCGGCGCCCACUUCUGCGCCGGUAUCGAUCUCACAACCCUGGGCUCGAUCUCCGACAAGUCACUCUCCGGAAGCGACCGAGGCCGCGCCGGAGAGAAACUCCGGCGGGAGAUCAAGUUACUACAGGACGCGGUCACCUCGAUUGAGCGGUGCCGGAAGCCGGUGAUUGCCGCCAUCCAUGGGGCGUGUAUUGGCGGCGGCGUCGAUAUCGUAACCGCCUGUGACGUGAGGUAUUGCACGGAGGACGCGUUCUUCUCGGUCAAAGAGGUUGACUUGGCGAUCACUGCGGAUCUCGGGUCGCUCCAGAGGCUGCCCGCUAUAGUCGGGUACGGUCACGCUAUGGAGCUGGCUUUGACGGGUCGGAGGUUCUCGGGUUCGGAUGCCAAAGACUUGGGUCUGGUUUCUAGAAUAUUCGGUUCUAAGGAGGAAAUGGAUCGAGGAGUGACACUUGUCGCUGAGGGAAUUGCUUCUAAGUCUCCCCUCGCUGUGACCGGGACGAAAGCAGUGUUACUGAGAAGUAGGGACCUGACUUUGGAUCAAGGGUUGGAUUAUGUUGCCACUUGGAACUCGUCUAUGCUGGUGUCCGACGAUUUGACAGAGGCAAUCUCAGCUCACACCCAGAAAAGAAACCCUGUUUUCUCCAAGCUCUAAUGGUGCAUGCAUUCCAGAGUGUUUAUUUAUUUCCUUCUGAAGCAUUAAAUAAAGCUAGCUUUCUCAA